AGGACCCCUGGACGCUCUAAAAACAUAACGCGGGCUAAUGUAAACUUCAGACACAGAAUAUUUCCUUACAAAGUUUCCAUGCAUAUAAAGAAUAUAACUGGGGAAACCUCGAAAUAUAUGUGGGAGUAACGUUCUGUCGAUGCUGUGCCGCAACAGAAGAGCGAAGCUUUUCCUCUGAGCUGCCAUAAUGAAAAGAAGAGCCGAUGCAGGGUUGACAACACUGCAGGGGACAAAGAGGCACCGUGAGGACAGCAGCUCAGAUGAAGAGUCACGAUUAUCCAGACAAGACUCAAGCCAAAAUGACUCUCUCAGUGACCAGGAGGAUCACAGACCGGGGUUCUCUAUGCCCUCCAUAUCUUCGUCAUCCUUCGACUCCCAAGACAUAGAUGCCCCCACAGAAGCAUCCUCAAAGUUCUCUAUGUACAACAGCGUGUCACAGAAGCUCAUGGCCAAGAUGGGCUUCCGAGAGGGCGAGGGUCUGGGUAAGUUUGGUCAGGGACGAAAGGAGAUCGUGGAGGCUUCAACUCAGCGAGGGAGAAGAGGUCUCGGUCUCACACUGCAGGGUUUCAAGGGAGAGCUCAAUGUAGACUGGCGUGAUGAACCAGAGCCCAAUGCUAUAGAGAAAGUUGACUGGUUCCCAGAAUGCACCACAGAGACCCCAGAUGCAGAUGAGCUGAGGGACUGGAUGACUCUGGGACGGCGGAAACUUAAGAUUGAAGAUGAGACAGAGUUCUGCACAGAAGAUCUUCUGCACACUCUUCUACGAUGUAAAACUGUAUUUGAUGACCUGGAAGGCGAGGAGAUGAGGAGAGCACGGACUCGUUCCAACCCAUACGAGACAAUCCGAGGAGGUAUCUUCCUCAACAGAGCAGCUAUGAAAAUGGCCAACAUCGACCACUGCUUCGACCAUAUGUUCACCAACCCAAAGGAUUCUCAAGGGAAACCGCUGACGAAGGACCGCGAGGGCGAGCUUCUGUACUUUGGUGACGUCUGCGCGGGGCCUGGAGGCUUUUCAGAGUACAUACUGUGGAGAAGACGCUGGCACGCCAAGGGCUUUGGCAUGACGCUGAAAGGACCCUGUGACUUCAAGCUGGAGGAUUUCUAUGCAGCGCCCAGUGAACUUUUCGAGCCUUAUUACGGUGAGGGAGGGGUGGACGGAGACGGUGACAUUACUCGGCCGGAGAACGUGACUGCCUUCCGUAACUUUGUCAUGGAGAGUACAGAGAGAAGAGGGCUGCACUUCCUCAUGGCAGAUGGGGGUUUCUCUGUGGAAGGUCAAGAGAACCUUCAGGAGAUCCUGAGCAAACAACUGCUACUCUGUCAGUUCCUCACCGCCAUCUCGUCACUCAGGACAGGUGGCCACUUUGUCUGUAAGACCUUCGACCUCUUCACUCCCUUCAGUGUGGGUUUGGUCUACCUGCUCUACCUCUGCUUCGACAGGAUCUCGCUCUUCAAACCGGUCACCAGCAGACCAGCCAACUCUGAGAGGUACAUUGUGUGCCGAGGUCUGAAACCAGGUUCAGAUGCCGUCAGGGAAUACAUGUUCAAAGUCAACCUGAAACUGAACCAGCUGAGGAACACAGACACAGAUGUUACAGAUGUGGUUCCUCUGCAUAUCAUUAAGGACGACACCGACUUCUACCAGUUUAUGGUCAACUCCAAUGAGAGCCUCUGUGCUGUCCAGAUCAAGGCCUUGGCUAAGAUCCACGCCUAUGUCGUAGAUCCGACACUUUCAGAGCCGAGGCAGGCCGAUAUCAGGAAGGAGUGUCUGAAGCAGUGGGGGGUCCCAGACAAGGCCAGAGUCACUCCUGCUUCCUCAGACCCAAAGUCAAAAUUCUACGAACUGAUUAAGACUUCAGAUGUGGAGUCGUUCCAGUGUAAGCUGACGGCCCUCAACUCCAGCACACUCGAUAAGCUGCGUCACAUCCUGGACCACAGGUGCAUUGUGGGAGGUGGGGAGCAGAUCUUUCUACUAGCGCUGGGGAAGUCUCAGAUAUACACAUGGGAUGGAAAGAUGCCUGUGCGCUGGAGGAAAAUGGAGAAUUUCAAGCUAGAGUUGCCAAGAGAUACACUGCUAAGUGUGGAGAUCGUCCAGGAGCUGAAGGGCGAGGGCAAAGCUCAACGUAGAAUCAAUGCAGUUCAUGUCAUGGAUGCACUAAUACUGAACGGCACUGAUGUUAGAGAUCAACACUUCAAUCAACGGAUCCAGAUGGCUGAGAAGUUUGUGAAGGCGGUGGCUAAACCGAGCCGACCAGAUAUGAACCCUAUCAGAGUGAAGGAGGUUUACAGACUGGAGGAAAUGGAGAAAAUCUUUGUCAGACUAGAGAUGAAGGUAACAAAGAGUUCCGGAGGCGUCCCUCGUCUGUCCUACACCGGCAGAGACGACCGACACUUUCUUCCCACGGGCCUCUACAUCAUUAAGACAGUUAAUGAGCCGUGGACGAUGGCGUACAGUAAAAACUCCAAGAUGAAGUUCUUCUUCAAUAAGUUAACCAAGGACUCUACCUAUGCGAUGCCACCAAACUCUGCUGCUCCCUUUCACGUUUGCCACUCCGAGCGGCUCUUCUGGGCCUGGGUGGACGGCGUCAUUGUUCACGAUUCUCAAACCCGCGUGGACCCCGAGAAACUGUCCAAAGAGGACGUGCUGACCUUCAUCCACCAGAACUACCAGCCCUGAAAGCCUCACGGAGUCUUCAUCAACUACAACCUGUACAGAGUGCACUAAGUUAUGGAGCAUGUGGGAAUGUGGGAAAAGGAUAGAAUGCAGUGACAGUGAAAGAAGAGUUGUGUCUUGACAAUUCAUCUGUUUUUAGAAAUCCAUUCUUUUUUCACUGUCCAGUUAAAUAUCCGUUAACAAGCUGCUUUAUAAGAGAUGGUUCAGAGAAGUUACCACACAGGUCGUAACUGGAAUUCUGCAGCUGAAGCGAUGAAUUGUUUGCUGCUGUUUCCGGCGGCGAUGUCUGGAUCCUUGUAAGCUAAAUAUCUGACAAACUGCUCCGUCUGUCUGCCUUUUCUACUGCCCUCGGCUCUUUGAAUUGUAACGAUUAUAGGACAAAAUGGAGACAGGAAGGUGCGUCCACAUUGAACUGCAUGUCCCUCUAGAUCCAGUCCAAUCCAUGCUGUGCUUGUGUCUCAUUAAUUAUAGAUAGGCUUCCAAAUGUUAAACUAUGCAUCCAUAUCUGCAAACACCAAACACACUGUCUCGUUUGCCUCGAUAUAAACCUGCUUCAAGCUCGACUCGUCCUCAGAAGAUCUGCUCAUCUCACAGCAACAGGCUGCUAGUUCUUGCAAAUCGGCAGCUGGAUCCCAAAUCGUCUUCUGGCUCAUCCUCACCAUCAUUUUACACGUCAGUGACGGACGUAGCAGCUUUCUCCUGUCCAUACUUCAUCUGUCUUUUUAGGUCGUUUCUAUCCUCCAAUGCCUCCUCUUGAUUGUGCCUGAUAUCUCCUGACUGUGUGUGUUUUUGUUUUUGUAAUGCUGCAAAUGAGUUAUUUUUCUCCUGUAAAGUCAGCUCUCGGUCCCGUUGAUGUAAAUAAAUAAUAAUGUAGUAAAUAAAUGGGAGAUGCUGUUCCCAGAACGUG
Messenger RNA from Amphiprion ocellaris (clown anemonefish), 3581 nucleotides. RefSeq names its product cap methyltransferase 1 (gene cmtr1). Gene Ontology annotation, cellular component: nucleus; cytoplasm. The coding region runs from base 188 to 2677 and encodes 829 amino acids. The transcript is spliced from 24 exons. The record is from RefSeq and is a predicted model, not a curated record. Gene Ontology annotation, molecular function: methyltransferase cap1 activity; protein binding; nucleic acid binding. Lineage: Eukaryota; Metazoa; Chordata; Actinopteri; Pomacentridae. Gene Ontology annotation, biological process: 7-methylguanosine mRNA capping.